Alosa sapidissima (American shad) is the source of this 2732-nucleotide messenger RNA. It is a transcript of the gene tekt3, whose product is annotated as tektin 3. The record is from RefSeq and is a predicted model, not a curated record. Gene Ontology annotation, cellular component: microtubule cytoskeleton; sperm flagellum; nucleus. Lineage: Eukaryota; Metazoa; Chordata; Actinopteri; Clupeiformes; Clupeidae. The coding region runs from base 25 to 1494 and encodes 489 amino acids. The transcript is spliced from 7 exons. Gene Ontology annotation, biological process: cilium movement involved in cell motility; cilium assembly.
AUUGUGGAGCCGCUGACAUCAUACAUGGAGCUGUUGGGAUCCACCCAGAUAGCCACGUACACACGGCCCAAGACCAGCCACUUCCUGCCGGCCAUCUCCACCAUGGCAUCCAGCUACCGGAGCCACCAGCCCCUUUCCACGUCCAACCCCAACGCCAACAUGCCCUGGAGGACCGACACCUACUACAGAGCCGGCAGCGGCAUCCCUCCCUCUCUCUCCUCCAUCCCCCGGGACGCGCUGGACCUCGUCCGAGCCAAGACCACGCUCUUCCCGUCCAACCGGGCCGCGCUGAGCGCCCGCUACAUGCCCGACGACUGGCACAAGUCCAACCAGAGCCACUACCGGGAGUCCGAGUCGUCGCGGAACAGCGCCGAGCGGCUGCGCCGAGACACGGUGCGCUUGAUGCAGGACAAGGACCACCUGACCCGCCGCUCGCAGGAGACCACCAGCCGCAACCUGGGCGAGCGGCUCAACGACAUCAGCUUCUGGCGCUCGGAGCUCAGCCACGAGGUCAACAACAUGGUGACGGAGAUCGCGGCGCUGACCGAGGUCAAGCGUAGGCUGGAAAGGGCCCUGGCCGAGACCGAGUCCCCCCUACAGGUGGCCCAGGAGUGCCUGUAUCACAGAGAGAAGAGGAUGUCCAUCGAUCUGGUCCAUGAUGAUGUGGAGAAAGACCUGAUAAAGGAGGUGGAAGUCAUCAAGUCAUGCCAGGAGAGAAUGAGGAGACAUCUAGACAGAGCAGUGGCUCAGCUAGCCUCCAACCGGGCCGCCCAGCACGAGCUGGAGAGAGACGUCAACGACAAGGUGACAGCCCAGCGCAUCGACGACAGGUGCCACCACCUCAGGAACACAUCUGACGGCAUCAGCUAUUACAGGGGCAUCGACCGCCUCGACCCGUCACUUUCUCUGCCUGAUACUUGGUCAAAGUUCACGGACGACAACAUCCUGCACUCGCAAAGUGAGCGCGCCGCCUCCCACAAGCUCAGGGACGACAUCGAGGUCCUGUUGAACACCACAUCCAACGAGAUGUGGAAGCAGUUCAACGCGGUCAACAUGGCGUUCACCUCACGCCUAUCAGAGACUGCCGAUGCCAAGAACAGCCUUCAAACUCACCUAGCUAAGACCCUGCAGGAGAUCUUCCAGACGGAGACGCUGAUUGAGUCCCUGAAGAGGGCCAUCAGAGACAAGGAGGCCCCGCUGAAGGUGGCCCAGACACGGCUGGAGGAGAGGACCCGCAGGCCCAACGUGGAGCUCUGCAGGGACUACCCACACCACAGGUUAGUGAGUGAGGUGCGUGAGAUCGAGGACACCAUCCACUGCCUGCGUGAGCGGCUGAUGGAGGCCGAGGGCACGCUGCAGACGCUGGUCAAAGCCAAGGUGUCGCUGGAGCACGACCUGUCCAUCAAGGCCAACUCGCUGUUCCUGGAUCAGGAGAAGUGCAUGAGCAUGCGCAAAACCUUCCCCAGCACCCCGCGCCUGGUGGGCUACUCCUAAAGGUCACGGAUCACAUUGGAAAUUAUGAAGCGGUAGCGGUGAAGUGCAACGUAACACUCAGACCAUAGUAAUUCUAAAGAGGUUCUAUCUCGUUCCUAAGUUCCACAAACGGUCUACGUUCUGUUACCUAAACUGACAAACGAUGAGCCUUGUGUUACGCUUUGAAAGCUGAGUCAAGUUCAACAUUCAAAUAGUUUGAUGCUAGUGCAACGUUGGUGCUCCAACUGUUCUGCUGCCGACCAUAGUGAACAAUAGAAAAUCUGCCGCUUGCCGCUGGUCAGUGUGAUCCCUGCUUAAAGGUGGAGAUACACCAGGGAAACUUGAGCUAUGAGCAAUGUUGCUGGACAGAGUAAUAUUAUUCCAGCACUCUCCCAUUUUGUUGUUAUCCAUUAAAAGUUCAAUCAUCAGUGGGUAGCUUGUUGCAAUUGGAAUCAGUCAUGUGAUUUCCCAACAACAUUGCUCAAAAGGUCCCAUGUGUAAUUUCCUGAGCUGUUCAACAAGGGGUGGACGAUCUGGGUGAAUGGGUGUAGAGGACAUAAUCAAAGCAAUAUAUGUAAUUGGUAUUGCUCUUUCACCCAGGGGCGCGUUUCCCAAAACCAUAGUUGCUAACUAAGUUAGCAACUUUGUUGGUUGCAAUGCAAUUUCCCAUUGCCAACCAACUAAGUUGCUAUGGUUUUUGGGAAACACACCCCUGAACAGUAAAAUGAUAGAAUAACCUUUUGGAAUGAGUGUAUUUUGAAAAGGUUCCAUAGAGGGGAAUUGGCUUCAUAAAGACCUAUUGAAUUGUGUUGAUGAUGGAGGUUUGUGGACUGGGGGGUUUGGCUUCACCAUAUCUGGAUAAAAAAUACCAGAUUUCAUACUUAUAGUAUCAACAUAGUGAUGCAAUUGCCUGGCACCUAUUAUGGGCAUUGGACUGUUAUGGGCUCUUUGGACUGUUCUAGAAUAAAUAUGGUGGGACGUGGAACAAGGUUCUCAUUAGGCCGUUCCCUGCCUGUAACAUCUCCACAUUCAUCCAGGUGUGUGCAUGUGUGUGUGUGUGACGGGGAUGAUGACAAAGAACAAGGAGACACGUGGGAAGAAGUGUGCUUAAGCAUUAACCUAAACAUUUGCACAGUUAUGGAAAUGACUGAACAAAAGUAACCUCUAAAUGUGUACGUCAAAGUUUAGAGAUUACAAGUUGUACAAUUUUUGGUGCUUACAACAAUAAAACUGGUGCUUUGGCUGCUUGAACACUGUAA